Messenger RNA from Pterocles gutturalis (yellow-throated sandgrouse), 1335 nucleotides. It is a transcript of the gene KATNAL1, whose product is annotated as katanin p60 subunit A-like 1. Lineage: Eukaryota; Metazoa; Chordata; Aves; Pterocliformes; Pteroclidae. The record is from RefSeq and is a predicted model, not a curated record. Gene Ontology annotation, biological process: microtubule severing. Gene Ontology annotation, molecular function: ATP binding; ATP hydrolysis activity; microtubule severing ATPase activity. The transcript is spliced from 7 exons. The annotation marks the transcript as partial. Gene Ontology annotation, cellular component: microtubule cytoskeleton.
GGAAAAAAAAUUCCCCAGGAAGUUUGUGAUGGGGAAAUUCCAAAAUUUGAUGGAGCAGGUUACGACAAAGACUUGGUUGAAGCUCUUGAAAGGGACGUUGUACCAAGGAAUCCAAGCAUUAGUUGGGAUGACAUAGCGGAUUUGGAAGAAGCCAAGAAAUUAUUAAGAGAAGCUGUCGUUCUUCCCAUGUGGAUGCCUGAUUUUUUCAAAGGAAUCAGAAGACCUUGGAAGGGUGUGCUGAUGGUUGGUCCUCCUGGCACUGGCAAAACAAUGCUAGCGAAAGCUGUUGCCACAGAAUGUGGAACAACAUUCUUCAAUGUGUCUUCCUCUACCCUGACGUCUAAAUACAGGGGCGAGUCUGAGAAGCUGGUCCGCCUCUUGUUUGAAAUGGCGAGGUUUUACGCUCCAACAACAAUCUUCAUUGAUGAGAUAGAUUCCAUCUGCAGCCGCAGAGGCACGUCUGACGAACACGAGGCGAGUCGAAGAGUCAAGUCAGAGCUGCUUGUGCAAAUGGAUGGGGUAGGUGGUGCUCUGGAAAAUGAUAACCCUUCCAAGAUGGUUAUGGUAUUAGCAGCUACAAAUUUUCCCUGGGAUAUCGAUGAAGCUCUCCGACGGAGACUGGAGAAGAGGAUUUAUAUACCUUUGCCCACAGCAAAAGGCAGAGCAGAACUACUUAAGAUUAAUCUUCGGGAAGUAGAACUGGAUCCUGAUAUCAGCCUUGAAGAAAUUGCUGAGAAGAUUGAAGGCUACUCUGGUGCUGACAUCACUAAUGUUUGCAGGGAUGCCUCUUUAAUGGCAAUGAGACGGCGUAUUAACGGCUUAACUCCAGAAGAGAUUCGUGCACUUUCUAAAGAAGAGCUUCAGAUGCCGGUUACCAAGGGGGACUUUGAGCUGGCUCUGAAGAAAAUCUCCAAAUCUGUUUCUGCUGCAGACCUGGAGAAGUAUGAAAAAUGGAUUGCGGAGUUUGGAUCUGCUUAAUCUCAAUGACAGCUCUCCUUGGCUAGAGUUUUAUGGUUUUUGUUGUUUUCACUUGCAAAAUGAGUUAGAAAUAUUUUUAAAGGUUUAAUAAAAGGUCUGUCUCUGCCCCAUCUCACCUCCUUCUGAUGACGAGAUCUUUUAAACUCCAUUUGCCUUUAAAGGGAAUGAACACAAUAAUGAGCUGAUACUGUAAAAUAUAUUUUAUCUCUGAAAUAGUAAAAUAACACAAACAGGAAGGGAAAAAUUACACUUGUGAGGAUAAUAUUUUUUAUUUUUCCAUUGAAGAGCAGUGUUACUUAACAUCCUCAUAGUCAUCUUUCAUGGCUGGAAUCAAUAAAUCAGCUGGGGGAUGUGACU